AUGUCAACCGCAAACAACAUGAACAUGGCGCAAACGAGCAUGAAUGCCAGCAAAACUAGUAUGAAGAGAAGUGAUGGAAUGAAGAGGAAAAUCGUCCUGUCCAGCAGGCUUCCUGCAACAACUGUUGCUGCAAAUCCAAUGAGAAACCUGCUUUCUGAUUCCAAUGAGAAGUCGCGAUUCGAUUUGAUUGACACGGCACUCGGAAUCGUUGACUCCCCAUUGAGCUCUUCCGAUGACAAUGUGGCUAAACGAAGGGGCUCUAUGCUCCAAAGGAGAGGCUCGUUACUCUGCCAACGAAGAACCAGUGAACUUCUGUCAGACAACUGCGACCGUCUGUCCGAACUAUUAUUGCUGAAUAGCCAAGGUUUGGUCGACUUCAGCAGUGACGACGAGAGCGACUUGGAAGAAUGA
Cylindrotheca closterium is the source of this 411-nucleotide messenger RNA. NCBI's taxonomy places the organism in Eukaryota, Bacillariophyta, Bacillariophyceae, Bacillariales, Bacillariaceae. The record is from the annotation of a GenBank genome assembly.